AUGACCCUGAUGAAAGAUUUCGACGUUGAGUUCUUCAAAAGUGCCAAUCAUCCUGAUAUGGAUUACUUUAUUGAAGAGUAUAACAAACUACGUGAAAGAAUCAUCCCGAAACCCUUUGAAGGUGUUAUGGAUGCAGAAAUGGAGCAGAUUUCACCAUCAAAACCAGCACCUGUCGUACAGGCGGUGCCUCCUCUGGGUCCUGCUUCACCAGCGCCUGUUCCGCACUACAACAUCUUUACAUCUCCUGGACCACACCACCCAAUUUGA
This is a messenger RNA of Strongylus vulgaris, 267 nucleotides long. NCBI's taxonomy places the organism in Eukaryota, Metazoa, Nematoda, Chromadorea, Rhabditida, Strongylidae. The record is from the annotation of a GenBank genome assembly.